Messenger RNA from Octodon degus (degu), 1981 nucleotides. RefSeq names its product growth differentiation factor 15 (gene Gdf15). The transcript has 2 exons. NCBI's taxonomy places the organism in Eukaryota, Metazoa, Chordata, Mammalia, Rodentia, Octodontidae. The coding region runs from base 1 to 903 and encodes 300 amino acids. Gene Ontology annotation, molecular function: cytokine activity; growth factor activity. Gene Ontology annotation, cellular component: extracellular region. Gene Ontology annotation, biological process: SMAD protein signal transduction. The record is from RefSeq and is a predicted model, not a curated record.
AUGCCGGGCCUGCCACUCGAGCUGCUGCGGCUGCUGCUGCUGCUGCUGGUGGCCGUGUCUUGGCCGCCGCCGGGGGGCGCCCUGGCCCCGGGCAAGAAGCCUCCCGCCGCCGCAGACCCGGAUCCGGACCCGGCAGUCUACACGUCCCAGGAGCUGCGGAGACGCUUCGAGGAGCUGCUGGCCCGACUGCGUGCCAACCGGAGCGCAGAAGCUUUGCACGCCGAGCUCAGCCCCGCGCCCGCGGUCCGCACGCUCAGCCCGGAACUGCAGCCUGGGCCCGACGGCAGCCUGCACCUGCGCAUCCCCAGGAGAUCGCUGCCCCCGGGCGUCCCCGAGUUCUACCGCGUGCACCGCGCCCUGCUCCGCUUGUCCCCGGGGGCACCCGAGCCUUGGGACGUGACUCAGCCUUUGCAGCGCCAGCUGCGCCUCCGAGGAUCCCGGGCGCCCACGCUGCUCCUGCGCUUGUCGCCGCGGUCUGACCUGUGGCGAGCGCCACUCUCCGGGCAGCCACAGCUGGAACUACACCUGCGGGCACGUGCCACCAGAGGGCGCCGUAGCACGCGCAUGCGCACCAAGGACGACUGCCCGCUGGGGCCCGGGCGUUGCUGUCGCCUGCACACUGUCCGCGCGUCGCUGCAAGACUUGGGCUGGACCGACUGGGUGAUGGCGCCGCGUGAGCUCCAUGUGGGCAUGUGCAUGGGCGAAUGCCCCAGCCUGUACCGCUCCGCCAACAUUCACGCGCAAGUCAAAUCGCGUCUGCACAGCCUGAGGCCGGACUUGGUGCCUGCACCGUGCUGCGUGCCCUCCAGCUACGAACUGGUCGUGCUUAUGCACAAGACAGACAGUGGCAUCUCGCUGCAAACCUACGAAGACCUCGUCGCCAAAAGCUGCCACUGCGCAUGAGCAGGCAGGCCGCUGCAGAAAGCAACCGGCCCUCUCCACGCCCACAUGGGGGCGUGGUCUAAUAUAUCUCCGCCUACUUAGGGUGGGUCGAUGUCUCGGCCCCUCCCCUCCCCUUCCUGAUAACUAUUUAUAAACUCGUAUUUAUUGUUAAUUUAUUGGGGGUUUCCUGCUGGGGGGUGCACAGCUGACUCCAUGGAAUAUGCAUUUAUUUAAAACUAUUAAUAAAAGUAAUGUGCAAAGAAAGGGAUCCUGUGAAGUUCAGCGUUGAGGUGGGUGUCUCUUUAGAAUCCUCUCUGAGUUCGGGGCCCACUAGCUAGAUUGUCUGUCACCACCCCGUUGUCUCCACUUUCAAGUCACUUUCCAAACCGCGGGCAACCCAGAGCUCUGGUUUAGUGGGGACGCAGCCUCUGGGCUCACACACGCAAAGAGCAGGAGAUGAGGGACACUACCCCUAGCUCCUCCCAGCUGGGUAAUCGUCCCCCUCUGUCACCUGCCUCUGCCCUCUGAGAUUUGCAGCAGACCUGGGAAGAGGCCUGGGGGGGACAGAUGCUCUGCUUCUGACAGGAAGAUGUCCCCAGGGAGUGGCUCUGCCAGAGGCCAGCCUGAAUGGCCACAGUGUCCCCAGAUAGACUCAGGAGGCCCUGAGGUCACACAGUUGCCAGACAAAUGGCGCCCACUGUGAGCCUGGACAUGUGGCCAGAAAUCCUAAGGGCCAGGAGCUAUGCCAAGGGUUCACACAGACACAUGGGCUGUUGGCUCCUUCCAGAAGGGAAUGGGGGGGGUGCUAGAGGGGCCGGAGGUGUUGUGUCCCUAGAGUGGGACAGCUGAAGGACAGGCAUGACAGGCAGGGACAGCAGCAGUGCCAAGAUCCCGGAGCAGGUGUGGUGCCCGGGGGCAGUGCCUUUAAAAUUGCGGCCUGAGGAGGCCUCUGAAUGAGACUCCAUGGCAGAGCUGGUUCGAAGCCAGCAGAGCCUCCAUGGGUCUGUACCUGCUGGCCCCGGUGGAUGCUUGCCAGCCCUGCGCUGGUUGUGUGGCCUUUCACGCUGCCUACCUCUUCUUCAGCACUUUUUUUUUUUUU